Molecule: messenger RNA, 6937 nt
Organism: Cheilinus undulatus (humphead wrasse)
Lineage: Eukaryota; Metazoa; Chordata; Actinopteri; Labriformes; Labridae
Product: collagen alpha-1(XVIII) chain-like
Exons: 42
Coding region: 201-4619 (1472 amino acids)
Source: RefSeq, a predicted model, not a curated record
UGUCCUUGUAAAUGCUUCUUCAUGCAGUGAACAUGCACUGUGAGAUCUAGAGGGAGGGUCUGAGUGUGAGCAGAGUUUUUAUGCCUCUGUUUCCAUUCAUCGGACGCUCAGUGGCCCUUGACCAGCUUGGAUUUAACUGCUGAGCGACUGGCUAACAGGUGGGGGGAACAGUGAGAGCUCUGUGUGUGGAGGACAGAAGCAUGUUGAAGAUCCAGACCUUGUUGCUUGUUCUGGUUCUCUGUGCUGCAAGCUCGGAGGCCUGGUUUUGGUUGGUGCCCAAAGAAACGACGACAGAGGCCCCGACAGAGACAGGUGUGACCACCUCUGCAGCCAAUGGCACAAAGAAAACUGAGGUGGAGGAGGAUGACAACUUGUCUGGGGUCGGGGAAGAGAUCAUCAACGUAGCCACAGGAAUCCGUAAGUUUGUCCAGGCGUGGGACGGGACCACGACCACAACCACAACCACAACCACGACCCUGACCGCAAGGACUACUAACGGAGGCCUGACAGAGAAGGUGGAGAGCGCUAAACCUAACACCACGGGUAAUCCAGAAGAAAGUGGUGUCUCUUUGCUCCAGCUGAUUGGAGAUCCACCACCUGAUGAGAUCUCCAGAGUCUACGGUCCGGGCGGGCAUGUCUCCUAUGUCUUCACCCCCGGCGCCGUGUCGGGCCAGCCGGCUCUGGCCCACAUCCCCAGCCCCUUCCACCGCCACUUCUCCCUCGUCUUCUACAUCAAACCCUCCUCUCCCGCUGCCUCCGUCCUCUUUUCCAUCACUGACGGGCCUCAGAAGCUCAUGUACAUCGGCGUGAAGCUCAGCGCUGUGCGGUCCGGCCGUCAGAAGGUGCAGUUCUUUUACACCGAGCCUGACUCCGAGGCUUCAUACGAGGCGGCCAGCUUCGACGUGCCGAGCAUGGUGGACACAUGGUCGCGCUUUUCGCUGUCUGUCUUUGAGGAGACGGUGACUUUCUACCAGGGCUGUGACUCCGAACCGCAGAUGGUGAAGUUCGAGCGGUCACCGGACCCCAUGGAGCUGGACACUGGGGCGGGGAUCUUUGUGGGGCAGGCAGGAGGAGCAGACGCCGACAAGUUCCAGGGUGAGAUUGCAGAAUUCAAACUGGUUGGAAACCCUCGGGCAGCUGAGCGUUUAUGUGAUGAUGAGGAUGACUCUGAUGCUGCAUCUGGUGACUUUGGCAGUGGUGAAGGAGAGAGGAGACAGACAGGACACACAGUGAAGACCACUCCCGCCUCCCUGCGCCCCGUACCUGAACCCCCUCUGAUCUCCUCACAUGGAAGCAGAGCCAAAGAAUCAGGUCCUGGUGGUGCUAAAGGAGAGAAAGGAGAGAGAGGCCCAAAGGGGGACGUAGGCCCUGCAGGACCAAAGGGAGAGUCAGGCUCCAGCUUUGGAUUUGGUUCUUCCUCUGGGAGUGGAGACCGAGGACAGAAGGGAGAAAAGGGAGCAAAGGGAAGCUCUGGUUUUGGAUACUCAGGGAACAAAGGUGAUCGUGGGCCUCCAGGGCCUCCCGGGCCUCCUGGGCCUCCAGGACCUGCAGCUGAGGUGGUUCGACUCGGUGACGGUUCCGUUGUACAGCAGGUUUCCGGACCUUCAGGACCACCAGGGCCACCGGGGUCGGAUGGGGCCCCAGGACCUCCAGGAGCUGAUGGAGAGCCUGGUGACCCAGGAGAGGACGGAAAAACUGGUCCUGCAGGGCCUCCAGGUUUUCCAGGAACUCCAGGAAUUGCUGGUUCUAAAGGCCAAAAGGGUGAGCGUGGAGAAGGUCAACCAGGACCUAGGGGACCUCCUGGGCUUCCAGGACCUCCAGGACCUGGCACUGGCACCAGCACUGGCGAUCGUCCAACGUUCUUUGACAUGGAGGGAUCAGGAUUCCCAGACUUGGAAAGGUUCCGGGGUGCUCGUGGUCCCCCGGGCCCCCCAGGCCCUCCUGGCCCUCCUGGGACUUCAGUAGCUUUGGGAGCUAGCGGUCCUGUAGCUUUUGGACCUCCAGGCCCACCUGGAGCGGAUGGAGCACCUGGCCUACCAGGACGCCCUGGUCCUCCAGGUCCACCCGGACCACCAGGAUCUCGAGGAGAAAAGGGCGACAGCGGUGACCUCGGUCUUCCAGGAGCGGCUGGAGAAAAGCAAGCAUCGCAAGACUCCAACCCUUUCAGCAGCUUCUUCUCUUACUUUACUUCGUCCUCUACGGGUGCUCAGGGUGACACAGGAAGACAAGGAACACCAGGCCAGACUGGGCUCGCAGGGCUUCCAGGUCCAAUGGGACCAGUUGGACCUCCGGGCCCGCCUGGGCCUCCUGGACCGCCAUUCCGUUUUGGCACUGGUAACGAGGCUGUGUUUGAGGGGGGUGCUGGUUUGCCUGGCCCACCUGGACCACAGGGCCCACCUGGUGUUGCUGGUUUACCUGGUAAGCCAGGUUUACCAGGUAGCCAUGGAGACAAAGGAUCAGAGGGCCCACGAGGACCUCCUGGGUUCCCUGGACUGGACGGAGUCUCUGGACAGCCGGGUCAAAAAGGAGACAGAGGAGAGAGAGGCGAUCCGGGUCUGCCAGGACGAGAUGGCGGGCCCCCUGGACCUCCAGGGCCUCCCGGACCUCCAGGAAAAGUCACCUACCACACGUCAGACUAUAAUGACGUUUAUUGGAGCGAAGGGUGGCAGGGAGGAACACAAGGACGAGCAGGAUUCCCAGGGCCCUCAGGACCAAAAGGAGAUAAAGGAGAUUCAGGUCCACCUGGAUAUGCACCUAAAGGACAGAAAGGAGAGCCUGGCGUCAUCUUGGGAUCUGAUGGUAGACCUCUCUAUCUAGGUGGUCUAGCAGGGCUCCCGGGCGAAAGUGGACCUCCUGGCCCUGAGGGACCUCCAGGUCCAUAUGGUCCUUCAGGUCAGAAGGGAGAGAUUGGGCUUCCUGGGAGACCAGGUCGUCCAGGUCUGAAUGGUGUCAAAGGAGAGAAGGGAGAUUCAGGCACGGGGUCUGGAUAUGGUUACCCUGGUCCUCCAGGUCCACCAGGACCCCCUGGACCUCCUGGACCUGCUAGUCCCUAUGACAGGCAAAGCGGAUAUGACGAUUAUUCCAGAUCUUACCCAGCUACUAAAGGAGAGAAGGGUGAACGUGGCCCCCCUGGGACACUUGAAAUUCCAGGAUACGGAGCAUUUGAUUUUUAUACUUUAAGGAAUGAGAUGAAAGGGGAAACAGGCUUAAAAGGAGAGAAAGGAGAACCAGGCGGAGGAUAUUAUGACCCCCGUUAUGGAGGGAGCGGCUAUCCAGGACCACCUGGACCUCCUGGCCAACCAGGUGAUGCCAUCAUUGGCCCACCAGGCCCUCAGGGUCCGCCGGGUCCACCAGGAAGAGGCUACGAUGGGCAGCCAGGACCACCAGGGCCUCCUGGACCUCCUGGACCAUCCUUACCUGGAGCUUAUCGAGGCACACAGACUAUCAAUAUUCCUGGGCCACCUGGUCCUCCGGGUGCACCUGGGCUACCUGGACAUUCUUCUGGGGUAACAGUGUUGAGGUCUUAUGAUACCAUGACCGCCACAGCUAGGAGGCAACCAGAGGGCUCACUGGUUUACAUUUUGGACCAAACUGAUCUGUACUUACGAGUCCGAGAUGGUAUUCGGCAAGUCCAGCUUGGGAGCUACAUUCCUUUGCCCAGUCAGGAUGGUAAUGAGGUUGCAGCAGUUGAGCCUCCCCCAGUUGUCCCCUACUCUCCAGACCAUCACUCCCAUACCGAAACCCAACGGCAACCAGAGAGUCCGGUCCACACGGGCACCGAGCAUCACUCACAACCGGAUCAGCAUCACCACACACACACUGAUCCGCGCUACCCGACCAACCUUGAUCCCAGAUACCAGCCUGACAAUCGAUACCAGCCCGACAAUCGAUACCAGCCCGAUCCUCGGUACCCAGCACCCACAGAUCCAAGGUUUCCCAGUUACUCAGACCGGUUAAAUGAACCAGACGGCAGGUACUCUGUUUACACGACUCAGGCUCGCCCAGUGUACCCGGACACUCGCUACGCAGUCACUCAGAGAAGACCAUCUCCCCCUGAGCCCCAGAGCCCAGUCCACCAUCAUACAUCAGGUCCAGGGCUCCACUUGAUCGCCCUGAACAGCCCUCAGUCCGGCAUGAUGCGGGGCAUUCGCGGUGCAGACUACAUGUGCUUCACUCAGGCACAGGCUGCUGGAAUGAAGGGAACUUUCCGGGCUUUCCUGUCUGCCAAACUCCAGGAUCUUCACAGUAUUGUCCGCAAGGCUGACCGAGACCGAAUGCCAAUCGUCAACCUGAAGGACGAGGUUUUGUUUGACAACUGGGACGCCAUCUUUAAUGACCGCAGGAUGAAGGACAAUGUGCCAAUCUAUUCCUUUGACGGCAAAAAUGUUAUGAGUGACAACACAUGGCCAGAGAAGAUGAUGUGGCACGGGUCGACAAGCGCUGGGCUGCGGAACGUCGACAGCUUCUGUGAGACAUGGCGUGUGGGCGAACAUGCAGUGACUGGCAUGGCGUCAUCGCUGCAGAGCGGCAACCUGCUCCAUCAGAGCUCAAGCAGCUGCUCCAGCUCCUACGUGGUGCUGUGUGUAGAGAACAGCUACGUCGGCCACUCCAGGAGAUAGACACAGACGGACAACCCUCACACAGCAGUGGACAAAGCCAGCCACGCUUUAGUCCACACACACUUUUCUAUGUUUGUAAAUAUGUUGUUUUCACGUGAAUUAUGAGUUAAUGCUUGUUAGCCCUGCAUAUAUGGUGCUAAACAGGAUUAUUCCACAAGUUGAACCAAAGUUAAGCUCAGGUCAGACAGUAACACAUACAGCUACAGCAGGAAGAUUCACAGAAGCCUGAAAAAGGCUGCAUAAAUGAAUCAUUCAUACUUUUUCUGUUGUCAGCUUGUAGCUGGUAUAAUAUUAAUCAAAAUAUUAAAAUUAUGACGAUGCUAGACCAAAAACAGAUAUCUGGAGCUCAGAUAUCAGCCUCCAAAUUUUUCAUUCAUAAUUUGACUUCUUUCCUACUCAGAUAGUUCCCUGUAUGAUCUGGAGAAUUUUCAGAUUAGUUGCAGUUUUUAAAAUGUUCACUGAUAGGGAGGGAAAUAGAUAAACUAUUGUAAACAGCAGGACAGUCUCUGGAUUAUCUCAGUUUCCCAAAAACAAAAGGAAACUGCAAAUUUUGAAGAACAUUCAAUGCAAUAACAGCCCUUAAAUGGGGCGCCAAUGGCUUAGUGGUUAAAUUUGCAUGCCUCGUGUGGAGGUUGUCUCUGAAGCGUGCAGUCCAGGUUCAAGUCCAGCCCAUAGCUCCUUUUCCCAUUCCUUAUCUCUCCAGUUUCCUCAAUCCACACUUUCCCAUCUCGAUAAAGGUGCAAAUUAGCUUAAAAUAAAUCUUAGUAAAAAGAUGUCUCUUUCCAUAAAGAUGUCUUUUUCCAGGAGACUUUUGCCUUCAUCUGGAUAGGAUAGUAUGAGCCACAAGUCAGACUUGAACACAGGCCAGCCUCUUGGAGGACUGUCUUCUCUUCAGUGGUGUGCGACCUUGCCACAAGGCCAUCUAUGCCCAUGUUUAUUUCCUUUUAGUUGAAUUGAAAUGCAUAUUUAAUAUGCAUGCUCAUAUAUUAGCUUCCUACUUGCAACUUCAGUAAUGAUAACCCUUAUUAUAGACAUUAGCAAGAAAAUUACUUUUUCUUUACCAAUUAAUACUAUGACAUUAAGCAUUUAUGUUACCAUAUUUUAUGGUAGGCACGUCUGAUUUCUGACUCACAAAUAUUCAUAGUUGAAGAACUGCUUCGCACAUCUAUUUCUUAAGACAGGUGCAUCAGGGGGCAAACUAUCCCAACAAACAAAUUAAAGGACACUCCUGCAAACUGCCCAACUUGAAAGAAAAAAAGUGUCUAUUUGCAGCGUUUUGGUGCUAGACCUUCAUCAGGGAAAAACAGCACUGCCUGACUUAUUUUGCAAGUUGGACGGUUUCCUUAUAAUUGUUUGUUGCCCAAUAAAUCUUGACAUCUGAUCAUAUGCCAGAUAGAAUAAUUUCCAACGUUUCGAACACUCUGAUUUCAAAUAUGUAACUGUAAAUGAAAGACAUAAAUGUGGGCUCAUUCUUAAAAUAAACAAGUGAUUUUUUUAAUCCACGUGUGCCAAAAAAAUUGGACAAAACGGCUGUAUAAAAAGGCUGAUUUGCCUCUUUUGAAUAAAAUACAAGUGCCAGCACCUGAAAAGCAGUGCUACUCACAGUUUAAUUAAGGUUUCCUGUACCUUAAAUGCCACAUUUCCUCGUUAUAUGCAGUAUUUGCCAGUCUAGAGCUUAAUCUGGAAUAAAAUGGUGCAAUCAUCCAGAGAUUUCUGCAUCCAAAAGCCAGAUAAACACACGUUUAUAUAUGUGAAAUGUAUGUUUUUUAACUUCUUUCUUUACACUGUUAUCUGUAACCAAAAGCACUUGAGUAACAGCUUUUUUAAUUUGCUACUGUCUUUCUUGGGAAGAUAUUUUCAAAUCAUUUUUAGCAAUAACAAAGGGAUAUUUAUUUUUAUAAACUGUGCAUUUUCUAGUUCAUCUGUAAUGUGUGAUAAUGGUUCACAAUCAAUCCAGCAAACCUACACAAUAAAGUGUACUGAAAACAUACAAGGGACCAAUUUGUGCACAACAAAUUCAUGUUAUAUACAGAUUUCUGCAGAGGAUUCAGCCAUACUAUUUUUGUCAAUGCACUGUUGCUUUUUAUAUUUUAUUUCCUGCUUUUAAUUUCAGAACAGUGAAUGCACUGCAGCCUGAAAAGAGUGGAGAGGAUACAAACACUGGCGUUUCACUACAGUUGGGAUUAAAGUGGCAUUUUUUAACCAGCAGUGCCAGUUGAAUGCAAUCAUGUUAAACAUUUUACUUCUGUUAUUCUCCUUGUGUGAGCAACUUUGUGAAAUGCUGCAAAUUUUUUAAUAAACCAGUGUGGAAAUUGUGA